CGCCCAGAAUGAAUGAGCCCACGCAGGAGGUGAACCCGGACAGGAAUGAGUUGAAGGGGAAUGUCCCCACCAGCAGGCAGUACAGGAACUGCAUUGCCCCGGUGAGCAGGAUGUACAGCAGGUAGGCGUCCAGCAGCUUGAGCCGCUGAGGAGUGGAGCUGACAUACUCCUCCAAGAAGCGGGACACGACGGACAGCACAGACACCGACAUGACUCGAGGCACCGGGGGCCUGCUGUACGGAGCGGAAGUGACGGCUCGGAAGUGCUCCCUGGAUCAGACGUGGCGUUCAGGAACUGGGGGUGACGUCACUGUAACAAGGCGGAAGCCGCUAGAACACCGGGAGUGAACUGAGCUUGCUGUCAAUCAUCGGACGAACGGAGUGUGACAGCACAGUUACAGACAGCAUAGAAUAAUGCAUGAGAGUAAAUGGCAUUUCUCAUUCAGCCAUGGCUGCUUAUGGAAAUAAAACUACAGUGCGUUUAUAUAGGAAGUAACGAUAAAUAGCGAGAUCCUUUAUACUCUGCAAGCAUUGGCCUUCCUGUGGCGCUGAUGAUGUCAGCCAAGCAGGCAGAUCAGGGGCAGAGCCAGCAGUGACAUCACACGUGACAUCACAUUAACAAAAUAAAGAGUUUCUGGAUCUCGCACAUCUGGAUCAUUCCUUUCCCUUCAGCUGCUGUGCUUUAGAUGAGGGGUUUUUAUACUGCUGCAAGUUAUGGAUGAUGUAAAAUGGGACUGGUGGGUUUGCAUUUGUGCAUUUGUAGUCAGCUCAAUGAGACUGUUAUGCUAAUUGUUCAGGUACAGAGUCAAAGAGCUACUUCCAUCUAGUUCAGCAUUAUUUAUUAGAUACCCAAAUCCAUGGGAGCUUUCCAAGUUCAUCCUAGUGCUGCAGAGGUAAGUAUGCUGUUUAUCUGCACUUAUCAAUGCAAUAAGGAGCCCUUCAGAGGCAUAUGAUAUGUCACUUCUGUGACUGCUCUGCUUUAAAAGGAUGACCAAUAUUAAAAAAAAGUAUCUAUAUAUAAUGGGACACUGUUCAUCUGCAGUGCUUCUCUACAAGGGGAAACUAAUUGUCACAUUGAAUAACAGCUGGAAGUUGUUACUAAGAGGAUUUAUAAAGUGCAGAUUUCUCUUGAAAUUGUUGAAUUAAUAGCAAACCUGCAGGGAUAGGCAAUUACAACCUAUAGGGUUAUAAUUUUUGUUUGUGUGUUUAAAGAGGAACUUUCACUAGUGAUAUUUUUACACAAUCUCACAGCUAACUGAAAGUGAACUUAGGCUAUGCUAAAUUUCAGUGUUAAUUUUUUAAAAUUUACAUGCCUUCCCAGGGAUGCCAUGUACUGUACAUUAAAGGAACACUAUAGAGUCAGGAAUGUAUUUUAAAAGCACCGUUUAGGUUCCCGGUCCUCCUCUCCUUACUUUACAAAGAUGAUUUUACUCACUGUUUUUCCAGUGGUGUGGCUAGUCCUCACCAUUUCCACCUCUGAGGCUGAAAUCAUCAAACCUGAUGAUUUCAGCCAAUCCAGUGCUUUUGUUCUUCAGCGGCAAAAUGCCACGUUGUGCCAAUCAGCAUCUCCUCAUAGAGAUGCAUGGAAUCAAUGGGGAGCAUUCAGCGUCUGUGAUGCACUGACCCAGGAAGAAUCUCUAGUGUCUGCCUGAGUGACUGCCACUAAAGGUGUUACUAGGGAAUAAUGUAAAUACUGCAUUUUCUCUGAAAAGGUUUUAACAACAUAAACUAUGUAGAUAGCAUGGUGCAAAAAAGGUGUUCUAUCGCCAUUUCUUUGGACACAGUGGCUUAUAGCUGUACCAAUUUGUAAACAUUUUGCAGUUAUAAGUCUUUCACUCAAACAUGUCACAGGUGAAAACUUUAAAGGAAACUCCACUGCCACCCCCAAAAACUAAUAAUCACUUUUUAGAAGAUAUACCUCCAAUCAAAAAACAUGCAUGCCUUUAAUUAUGCAUUUUUUGUCAUUAGGAAUAUAUCCAGAGCUGAUGCUGGGGUUGUGCAGACUGCUCAGGUGCUCUGUAGAUAGGCGGAGUGUGCAGUUUUAUGCUACGCCCCUUAGGUAGCUACUGCCCUCUCUGCUGCUCGGCGUCGGUCAUGUGAGUGCAGGCCUAAUCAGAGGGUAUGGAUCUACUUGAGGGGCUUAUCUCUGCACACCUUGCCUAUCUACAGAGCACAUUGGCAGACCGCACCCCUCCAGGAUCGGCUCUUGAUAUAUCUAAAAACAGUUUGCAAAAGUUGUCGAAUCCUUUGCAAGCAAUACUCUUCUAACCUAGCCCAGACUUUAUGUGGCUGUACAAUCACAGAUUUUCCAAUGCAGCUUACAAGGCAGGUGCUCCGGGCAAUUGCUGGCCCUUGGGGUUAACUCCACUGAGCUAACCAAAGGAAGCAACAGGAUAAGUCGUGUGGUUGACAGUCAGAGGAUGGUAACAAGGUUAAAAGUUUUCCAACUCAGAUAUAGUGACAGUUUCUACUAACUGUCCCACUUUUGUAUUGUCAUUGUUGCUAACUGUCCCACUUUUGUAUUGUCAUUCACAUGUUUUGGCCUCCUGUCCCGGCAAAAGCAGGUGCUGGGACCUAUCCCGUAUACCUGGAAACUAAGAGAGCCGCUCAAAUCAAAAUAGUGGUAACUGUUUAUGCACAAGUAAGUUAAACGAGAAAGUGAGGUACAAACUAACUUUGUGUGUUCUACAUAAUUAAAUAUCGCGGCAAUAAAUUAUUUAAACAAAUUUUUUAAACAAAAAAAUAUUCCAGAGAACCAUCCAUAUUUCUUUUCAGAUUAAUUUAAACUUCUUCAGGGCUAGACUAAGAGUUUGUCAAUUGGACUCUAUCAGUAAACCGAGGAACUACAUGGAUUGAGAGGAGUUUAAGACCAGCUUCUUUCAGUUGAUCCAGAGCCAAGACCAGCAAGAUUUUGAUGGUCCAAGACAUCUGAAUGCAUCUUGACCAUCCAGUCUCUGGGUUUCAAAAUAUCCCUCAAGCAGUGGUUUUCUUCCAUUUUCAAGUAAUUGUAUUGGAUUCACUGAUUCAUAUUUAUGUCUUUUUUUACAAACGAGGAAAAUAUAGCUGAGAUAUCCACCUUUUACUUGCAAUAGUUAGUGUUGUCUGCUUUGAAAGCAUGGAUACAGGGCUUUGUAAUUUGUUUAUCCUGGUAAUUAUGUCCUGAAAUGCAAUCUCUCCCAAAAUAUUUGGUGUUGAAAAUGUUUUUUUAGUGAUAGCUGAACUUUAUCCAAUGAGGAAAAAUCUCCCAUAAACAUGCUAACACUUGUUAUACAAGGUCAUUGGCUGCAUUUCCUGGUGCUUCACAAGCCAUUUGAAUUAAUUGGGGGUCUAGUUUCAAAUCAACAGCCCAUUUUCUCUCAGAGGCCAACGCUAUAUGGUACUUCCUAAAAUGCAAAACACUCUUUGCUUCCAUCCCAUAGCAUAUGAAUAAGUGCAGGUCUACCAGUUUUAAAGACUCUUAAUAAGAUCAAACAUUUCAGCUAAUAGUCAAAUCAUAUCCAAAUGCCUAUCCUGGUAGCUCUCUAAAGAGGGGUCUAUUCCCUUCUAAGUGUCCUUCCUAGAUUUUUAAGCUAUUGCACUAUAGACAUGUGAAAUUCGUUUUGGUCCAAAUUUAAAUUCGGACAAAUUUCGUCAAUUCAGACAUUCGGAUGCUUCCAAAGUGCCGAAUUACCGAAGUGCCAAAGUGUCGAAUUUUGGAAGUGCCGAACCAAAUUUCCAAAGUGCUUCGGAAGUGGCAAAACAGAAGAGGGAGGGAACAUUAAGGGAAUGAUGACAGGAAUCUAACCCUAGCCCUAAUCCUACCCCUAACCCUUACACCAACCUUCCUCUACCUAUAACCCUAACCCUACCUCUAACAGGAAACCCUAACCUUUACCCCAACCUUCCCCUAACCCUUACCUCAUCCUUCCUCUAACCCUAGUAGGGUUAGGGUUAUUGGGUAGGGGUAGGGUUAGGGAAUUGUGUAGUCUCGAAUUCCUGAAGUGCCAAAUUGUCAAAGACCUGAGUUUUGGAAGAACCAAACCAAAUUUUUGGCCCAUGCACAUUCAAACGUUGGCAACUGUGCCUUUGCAAUAAAAGUUAUUUGAGUGCACCUCCCAGGUAUUAGAUAACUGAUUAACACAAAUCCAUUGUUCGGAGCACAGCCGGAUCCACUGAGCAGAACUACCAACCGAGAUCUUGGCCAAUAAAGGGAACAGAUACUGCCCUGCGGCCCAGUCUCCAAAGGGAGGGGAUCAUGCUCUGCUUCAGUAUGUCACAGUGCAUGUUGGUAUUCAUGGUUCCCUCAAUGAACUGUAGCUCCCCAGUGCCGGCAGCACUCAUGCAGGCCCAGAUCAUGACACUCCCACCACCAUGCUUGACUGUAGGCAAGACACACUUGUCUUUGUACUCCUCACCUGGUUGCCGCCACACACGCUUGACACCAUCUUAACCAAAUAAGUUUAUCUUGGUCUUAUCCGACCACAGGACAUGGUUCCAGUAAUCCAUGUCCUUAGUCUGAUUGUCUUCAGCAAACUGUUUGCAAGCUUUCUUGUGCAUCAUCUUUAUAAGAGGCUUCCUUCUGGGACGACAGCCAUGCAGACCAAUUUGAUGAAGUGUAAUGUCUAUGCACUGACACGCUGACCCCCCUUCAACCUCUGCAGCAAUGCUGGCAGCACUCAUACGUCUAUUUCCCAAAGACAACCUCUAGAUAUGACGCUAGUCACGUGCACUCAACUUCUUUGGUCGACCAUGGUGAGGCCGAGGCCUGUUCUGAGUGGAACCUGUCCUUUGAAACCGCUUUGUGGUCUUGCCCACCGUGCUGCUGCUCAGUUUCAAGGUCUUGGCAAUCUUCUUAUAGCCUAGGUCAUCUUUAUGUAGAGAAACAAUUCUUUUUUUCAGAUCCUCAGAGAGUUCUUUGCCAUAUUGAACUUCCAGUGACCAGUAUGAGAGAGUGUGAGAGCGAUAACACCAAAUUUAACACACCUGCUCCCCAUUCACACUUGAGACCUCAAAACACUAACAUAGAGGGCUGGCACUCCAGGCCCAGACAGAAUGGGUCCUAGGCAGCCACCUAUGCCCCCUGUGGGUAAUCCAUCUCUCUGGCGGACUUUCGGUGUUGUUUACUAAACUAAGAAUUUUUGUGAAUAAAAAUAUGAAUUAUAAAAUUUAGACUUAUAUAAUUAAGCUCACAUUUUCCAAAAUUUGCAAAUAAAAUACCAGGGACACUUGUACAGCUAAUUAUUAGUGAAUAUAUGUUAUACACACUCUAUAUUCACAGAUACACAAACACUGAUACAUUCAUUCACUUACACUGUUAUGCACACACUAUAACAGCAGUUUUUGAUAGUAUGCAGGUGCCCCGAGCCCUGCCCUUCUAUGCCAUAGUUUUAUGGUUAGUUAAUCUGGCUGUGGCCAGCCCCAAAACACCAGCAGUCUGACCCUGCUUCUCUCUCUAGUAGCGUCUUGUUUCUUUUAUAUGCCAUAACUUUGGUACAGUGAAUCGUAAGUAUAUCUGGUGGUUUUACCAUUGAGCCCUUAUCAUAGACCCGAUACACAGGCUCUGGAUCAUAAUCAAUGUAUAUGAAUACUGUACCCUAAAAUUUCAUAUAUUGUAUAAGUAUUGUCAGUAACGUUUACUGCUAUAUGGGGUGUACACUUCAAUUUUUGUUUGUUUGUUUAAAUAAUGUAUUGUUGCGUGUUAAUUGAUGGUUAGAACACACAAAGUUUGUUUCCAUGUCACCUUCUCUUUUUAACUUACCUGUGAAUAUACCUUUAUUACUCUUUUGAUUUUGAGAGCUCUCUCAGUUGGCAGGUAUGUGGGACAGGUCCUGAGAUCUGCUUUUGCCGGGACAGGAGCCCAAAACAUAGGACAGUCCUGCCCAAAAAAGGACAGUUGACAACUGCAAAGAGUACCAGAUAUAUUAAGUAAGUCUUGCACAUUUAUUUGUAGUUUACAUAAUCAGCAAUCAUAAAAAGUCCUCUGGAGUACUUGAUUAUCUCCACGCACUUGGGAAUUUAAACCCUUGCACGAGUGCUAUAGCUAAGAUGACUUUUCUGUUUCUGGAACACUAAUUGUGGAGGAUAAAACUAGAACUUGUAGCACUAAGUAUAAAAACAAACAAAUGCAAUAAUGUCUCUAGAAUAAGGUUUAAACAUGGUGCUGCCGUUAGUGUCUUAUUCAGUCAGCUUCUUACUUGAUGCUAAAUCUUGCUUCUUUUUCUACCAGCUUCUCAUUUGAAGGCUUAAGUUUGCUUUCUAUUCGUCCAGCUUUUUAUUCAGAUUAGCUUCCUCUUUAUUCAGCUUCUUUUUCAUGAAAUUGAUUAUUUACUAAACAGAAAAUCAGAUCUUUCAGAUAUCAGAAAAUUUCCAAAAAGCCAAAUGAUAUUGAUUUUAAAAACAGGCAUCUUAGCAUCCAUGCACUUCAAUAAGUAACCAAGCAUUUCCUCUAUGAAAACCAUCCUCGCCCCUCAUUUUUUAAUAUGGCCUGACACAAAUUAUAUAGAUUGCAAAAUCUGACACCUUUACAUCCAUACCGUUUAAUUGGACAUUCUGAAUAAGUAGCCAGGCAUUUCUCCUAUGAAAAUCAUCUUGGCUUACUCUUACUUUAGCUUGUUUUCUAGUAAAUGGGCAUCACACUAAUAAAAAAAAUUCAAUCUGAUAUUAAUCACAAAAUAAGGCACCAAACCUGGCACCCUAACAUCCAUGCAUUUCAAUCAAAUUCUGAAUGUGAAUUUUCCUUAUGAAAAACAUCUUGGCUCAGCCAAAUCUGGCCUCUUUUCUAUUAAUUACGCAUUCCUCUAGAUCUAGAGGAAAAGGUUAAAACUGGCCUGAGCGACAUGGUAUUGCUUACAAAAUAUGGCACCAAACUUGGCACCCUAACAUCCAUGCAUUUCAAUGGGAAAUUCUGAAUAUGUAAUUAAAGGAUCACUAUAGUGUCAGGAAAACAAACUCAUUUUCCUGACACUAUAUAAUCCUUAGGUCCCUCACUCAGGGCCCCCUUCCUGCUGGACUGAAGGGGUUAACAACCCUUCAGCCACUUACCUUUAUCGAGCGUCGGGCUCCCUCAGCGCUGGUGACCUCUCCUCCCCCUCCAAUGUCAGUUUCCGAGUGGAGCCGAAUGCGCAUGCGCGGCCAGAGCUGUGCGCGCAUUAAAAAAGCCCAUAGGAAAGUGUCCAGUAGGAGAGAUCCUUGUAACUUGUCCCGAAAUCCCAGCUGAAGUAGAGCAGAGUAGUGAUUAUAGCUCUCAAUCCCCCAAACAUGAGUCGAGACUUCAUGAAGGGGUAAAAUGAUCUGUUUAAUGGACCUUUUAUGCAGGUCCUCCAGCAAGGGAUACUCCCACAGGGACCUUGUGGAGGAUUGAAACACAAGUUACAGUAACCAAUCAUUUUACAGUGCAAUAUAAAACACACCCACAUAAACAAUGAAAUCCCUCCUCUCUAUCCUGGAGAUAAUUGGGUUAAGUGGCAGGAAUAAACUUAAUUAUCUCCAGGUAGAGAAAAUAUUUCCAUUUUACAAAUGUAACAAAAUCCAUUAAAAUACAUAACUCUUAUUUUACCGAACGCAACCCCCACAUUUGACAUAUCCCCAGAUAGCUUGGAUCUGAGCACUCAAUAUAGACAAACAGCGCUCAGAUCCCAUGAACACAGUCAUAUCGCCACGGAGCUAACAAGUCUGUUCACCGACUGUUUGUUAGAAAUAUGCCCAAAAGUAGCUCCAUGGAUUUAGCUAUCUGGGUCGGUUCAGUUCGUUUGUUUUGAAUGUACCGAACGGCACGGUUUAGAAUGGCCGCCGCCACGUGUUUGUUCAAACGAACGGCGACCACCCACAAUUAAUAAGCUGCACACUCCCAUUGCGUGUGGUCUGGCUGUUCGCUAGUUUAUUCGUUUUUUAAGAAAAGGGAAUGAAAUAAGGCUAACUACACGAAAAGCAGACAAAAUAAAGAGUCCUAGUGUUCACAAAGCAGGGUUUUGUUACAGAAAGCAUUUCUCAAUGCUUUCCUAUGGACGUUCUGCAUGCUCAAUGCGAUUUUCAUUGAGCUGAAGUGGUCUGGGUGACUAUAGUGGUCCUUUAAGCUUUUCCUUAUGAAAAACAUUUUGGCUCACCCAAAUCUGUCCUCUUAUCUAUUAAUUACACAUUCAUCUAUAGGAAAAGGUUAAAUCUGGCCUGAGAGACAUGGUGUUGAUCACAAAAUAUGGCACCAAACUUUAGGGUUAAUUCAGCCUCUAGUGGCUGUCUCAUUGACAGCCGCUAGAUGCGCUUCCGUGCGUCUCACUGUGAUUUUCACAGUACGAAGACGCCGGCGUCCAUAGGAAAGCAUUGAGAAUGCUUUCCUAUGAGACUGGCUGAAUGCGCGCGCGGCUCUUGCCGCGCAUGUGCAUUCAACCGAUGACGGGAAAGGAGGAGGAGAGUCUCCAGCACCGAGGGAGCCCGGCGCUGGAGAAAGGUAAGUGUUUAACCCCUUCCUCUCCAUCCAGGCCGGCGGGUGGGGGCACCCUCAGGGCACUAUAGUGCCACUUUAGGCACCCAGACCACUUCAGCUCAAUGAAAUGGUCUGGGUGCCAGGUCCAUCUAGGAUUAACCCUGCCUGCUGUAAACAUAGCAGUUUCAGAGAAAACUGCUAUGUUUACUUUAGGGUUAAUUUACUUUAGGGUUAAAGCAUUGAGAAUGCUUUCCUAUGGACUGGCUAAAUGCGCGCGCAUGCGCAUUCAGCCGAUGACGACCGAAGGAGGAGAAGAGUCCCCAGCUCCGGGUGAGUGUUUAACCCCCUUCCUCCACCUUCAGCCCAGCGGGAGUGGGGCCAUGAGGGUGGGGGCACCCUCAGUGCACUAUAGUGCCAGGAAAACAAGUUUGUUUUCCUGGCACUAUAGUGGCCCUUUAAGCACUGAACAAGCAAAUUCGUAUCAAGUUGGAUAAUUGGACCAGGUUGUUUUCCUUUGGAUACAUUUUUUGUCCAUUGUGAAGAGUGCUUUGGAAAUGGCAAUUUUGCCAGAAUGUGAAAGAUUCUUUACAAUCUUUUGGCGCAUGUGCAACCUUUGGGUCGUCAAUAUGGAUCAUGAUGGGGGAUCUUUUGAAGUUAUCACUAUUAGUUGUGUAUUUUUCAUGUUUAAAGUGAAAAAAUAUUUCACCUGUUGCAUGAGUUUAACUAGGAAGAUUAAACUAUAUAUAUAUUGUUCAUUUUAUUCUUUAUUACAAGCUUUAUUUCUACCAUGGAUUCACACAUUCGUUCCUUCAUCAUGGUGACACAGCACAAACUGAUGUCACACACUGAUGCAAAUAAAACGAAAUCACAGGUUUCCACCCAUAACAAUAACUUGUGUAAGCUCUACACCUACUUUACUCUCAAACGAUUAUAUUUGCCCUCCUACUUCCUAUGAAAGCCCCUCCCUAUGGCAAUACUGAAUCCAUGUUAUUAACAUUCUUCCCACUGCCUAAUGCUGUCAUUUAGAAUCCUGCCUACUUUUGUUGUUCUCAGCAUUCUAUCCACGCCCCCUGCUAGUCUCAACAUUCUAUCCACGCCUACUGUAAAUAUUUUGUAAUCUCUCAUCGUUCUCAGUCCUCCUUCAUACUUUCACUCCGCCCAUUGCCAAUUUUUUCCUGUUUCUGUGCCGAUCAGCUGCUGUCCGUGUUGUGUAAUGCCUGGACUUCAGGAACCAAAUCCUGUGAUGGCCGAGGAGCUGGAGGAACAGUAAGUGGAUUUUCCUCUGUUUUGAAUGGUGUUUUAUCAGUGUGGGGGAAUGUAUCGCGGUAUAGAGAUGGAAUGAUCCUUUGUUAUACAAUGGAGAAAGAGACACGGAAAGAGGAACCCCCCCUCAGUAUGAACUGUUUAGUCUUGUUAUAUAAAUGGAAACGUGGAGACAGCCACAGGUGUCUGUUGAGCGUUAUCAUGUCUAAUAGCUAGCAGGGCUGCUGAUGAUUUCCUACACUGACAUGGAUAACGGGAUUGCUCUGUAAAGUUCAGCAUGUACCGCUGUUUGGACGGAUUAGGUUCCCUGUCAGAAGCUGUUUCCUCUCACACUACAUCAGAACCCCCCUCCCUCUGGAUCAUUGUACCAGCAGAGCCUGCUCUAUGGGGUCCUGCAAGGUAUGUAAAGUUACGGUUACAGUGAACUUUACAGUUCGGGGCUUCACCACAGCAAUGGGAAAUCGGACUUAAAGGGCUAAAUUUAGGAUUUAAACUGGGGUUAGAUUUAGGGAGGUUUUUUUUUUUCUUUUUCUAUUUAUACAUUAGUGUAAUUUAGGGGGAACAGUUAGAUUUACAAUGGUGUCUAGUAUAGAAGGGUUAGGUGUAGAAUAAUAAUUGAGUAAGGCUAAACUAGUUACUAAGCAUAAUUUUAGCCUUUACACCUUAAACCUAAAUGUAAGUGUAAUAAUAAGUUUACUUACCUCGCAGGACCUCACUGAGCAACCUUUUCAGUCACCCUGAUCCCGAGGGAGAGCUUGUUUAAGGGAACACAGAACACCAUUCUGUUUUUCGCAACAUAAGAGUGGUCAGUCACUCUGGAUUAUUUACUACACUAAUUUGUCAUAAUAGAUUAUCCUGGUGUGCACUGGAGGCUUUCAGACAACUACAAAGCAAGCAACAUUAGUUAGUGAAAGUUUUGUUUUCAUGUUUACUUUGACUGGUGUCACUGUCCUAUCAACACAUAUAGAAAGAAUAACAAACAGGAAGUGAAAAUGUAUUUUAUUUAUAAAAUAUUUAUCCAGGAAGUAUUCAUUCAGAUUUCUAUUGUUUUUAAAUAUGUCCUGGGUACACAAAUCUUGCAUUGAUACAACAGUGUACAAUAUAAUAUAAAAAAAAAAUACAAAAUAUUAAAAUACACACAUAUACAUUUAACACAUAAGAGGUAAGAAAUAUAGUCAACCAUUAUUACAAUUGCAUUCUGUUUUGAGAUAUGUUGAUCUCUUUAAGGAUUUUAGACUGGAUAUGAUUUAUGUCUGUGAGAUUAUUUCAUAAUUGUGGUGCUCUCUGGGAAAUGAGGGUCAAGAAUGAAAAUGGGAAGUUGGCACAGACUGCUAGCUUAAUUAUUAUAUGGGAAUCAAUAACCUUGUUUCAGUACAGACCAAUGACUCUGCAUGUAAUGGCUGUGAAUGUCAUGUUUGCAUUGUACUUCUGUGACCAUAAGUGGCAUUACCAACCAUGUAGUCAAAGCAGCUUCCAAGAGCUGUCACCUCAGGGGCUAAUUCAUUUAUUUGCACAGGUAACUAGAUAAACCUGUAGUUUCUGUAAAACAGCACGGUUUACAUUUGUCAGUACAGUUCUACUGACUGUCAAUAAGAAAGCCACUUGAGGCACCUCCUUGUGAAGACUUUUGAUAAUCUUGCUAGGCAAGGAUUAAAGGGGAGUUUUAUUUUUCACAUUCCCAAGAGGGGGCUGAAUCUAAUAAUUUUAAUGAACACCCUAACGUCAUGAAAUAAAGACAUACAUUUAUCACCUUAGAAUGCCCAUUUAGUGUGAAUUUAAAGUGAUUUACAAAAUAGCAAAGCUGAAAACUGUUACUUGGUACCAGUUUUGGAAAAAUAACGUCCAAAACUAUUUUUUGAAUUUACUUACAUACUUGUUUUCCUGGCACUAUAGUGCCCUGAGGGUGCCCCCACCCUCAGGGUCCCCCUCCCGACCGGCUCUGGGGAGAGGAAAUGGGUUAAAACUUACCUUUUCUCCAGCGCCGGGCGGGGAGCUCUCCGCCUCCGAUCCUCCUCCCCUCCUCCCUUUCGGCUGAAUGCGCACACGCGGCAAGAGCUGCGCGCGCAUUCAGCCGGUCUCAUAGGAAAGCAUUUAUAAUGCUUUCCUAUGGACGCUUGCGUGUUCUCACUGUGAGACAGCCACUAGAGGAUUUGAGGGCUGGAUUAACCCAUUUAUAAACAUAGCAGUUUCUCUGAAACUGCUAUGUUUAUAAAAAAAAAAAAAAAUAUGGGUUAACCCUAGCUGGACCUGGCACCCAGACCACUUCAUUAAGCUGAAGUGGUCUGGGUGCCUAGAGUGGUCCUUUAAGCCAAUAACCAGAUAAAGAUUUAUAAAUGUAGUUAUUUAUUAAAGUAAUGCCAGAAUGCAAACUUGGGACAAUAUGGGUUUCAAAUGCAUCUGGACAUCUUUGUGAUUUAUUCCCUAGGGUUGGAUUAUGGAGAAGUAACAUAGGAAUUGAACAUUUCAGAUCUGAGCUGAAAAAAAUUGUUUACAUUUUUAUUCAUACUAAAGAGACACAUCAAACACCAAACAGCCCACAGUAAUGGUUAUCGUGCAAGGAGUGCUCUGACACACUUUUAGUGUAAGUAGUUGGUGAGUGGGGGUUUUAAAUUAAUUGUACAGUGGGGGGUGGGCAUGGUCCACAUGGCCAUCUUCCACCCCAUUCCCUACAGGUGGCUAGGUUCCCCUAGCCACCUCCCAUUAAAUGAAGCCUAUCAUUUUACCUAUCAACUGUAAAAAAUAAAUAAAAUAUAUAUAUAUAUAUAUAUAUAGUUAAUACAAUGCUAAACAAAAAUCUGCACACCAGUCAAGCCAUAAGACUUGCUUUUCCCACAGAAAUCCCAAAUCAGCAGUGAUGUUACAACCGCAAAGGAUUCUGGGUGGGCAUAUGCAAAUUAGUUUAACAAAGAAUCACAUUUAUUUUUUACAGUCUUUUUUUUCAUAUAUACUUAUAUAUAUAAUUUUCUUUCAACUCUUCUUUUCUUCUGCCCUUAAAGUCAAAUUAAAAUCCACAAUUCCAGGCGCAACUAAUGGGAAAAACCAAAAACAGAUAUGAAAAAAAUCCAUAUUUGCCCUACAAGGGCUCAGCACAACUUACAUAGUGUAAGUGUAGUUCUGCUAGCACUGUAUGUAAUUGUAUUAUUCACCUAUAUGCAUCCCUCUUUUUCCCCUCUGGUUUCCAACUGACCUAUGACCCCUUCCUUCUUUUAUUGAUAUAUUUGAAUAACCAUCCCUUCAUCUCUGUGCCUAGAUACAUAUCCCCCUCCCUCAGCUUUAUUGCAAGCCUAUGUGACCCUCACAUAUCUUUAUUCAACAGCCUGAUUUCAAUACUGCUGUAAGAAAGUCUGAUACCUGGCCAACCUACCCCAUGCUCAUUAUUACAUUUAUAGAAGUAAAAAUAACAGGUGUACACAUUGCCUCUUAUUAGUACACUCCUGCACUUUCUUAACCCAUAUAACGUAAUAUUUACCCUAAAUUCACCUGCUCUUGAUAUUCCAAUUAUUUCCAAUUUACUUUUUCCCAGUUUAGCAAUGAUCUGUCUUCUCCUCCUCUUUAUUUCCUCCUUCUUCCUCAGUAUAAAGAUCUCUCCUUACACCCACUUCACUCAUCCCCCCCCAUCCACAUUUAUAUAUGCCCCUUUGUGCUACACUCCCCCUUCAUCUCCUGCCUUGCACUAAUUUUUCUACUCUCUCACCCCUACCCACAAUCGGUCUCAUCCUAGACCCCAUGCAUACAAACCCAUUCACACCUCCUGUUACUUACGCUCCUCCUACUUCUAGCAGCUGGUGAUGCCUCUCCUAAUCCAGGGCCCUUUAUCUUCUCUACACACACUAAGAAAACCAGAAACCUCAUCACAGAACCCUGCCCUUUACCCUCACUUACCAACAUUGUGUGCACGCUUAAAAGCCCGCUCCGUCUACAGUAAUUUAAAAUCAACAGCCAUACACAACUUUUUCAAACUCACUCACACUACUUGCACUUACAGAGACCUGGCUGCCCUCCUCUGAUAGCGCUACUCCUGCCUCUUUAUGUUUUGCUGGGCUACAAUUCUAUCCCACUCCUAGACUCAACUGCAAAGGAUGUGGUGUAGGCAUCCUUCUCUCCCCUCAAUAUACCUUUCAACCAAUCAUAACUGCCCCUGCCCUAUCAGUUUCUUCUUUUGAAGUUCACACUUUCUGCCUAUUUAAACCCACGCCUUUAAAAAUUGCUAUCAUCAUGACCCCUCCCUCCCCCCGGUCAUCCUAGGCUAUUCAUUGAGCACUGGCUUCCCCACUUCCUCUCAUCUAGCACUCCUUCCCUUAUACUUGGGGAUUUCAAUAUCCCUAUCAUCAACCCCAACUGCUAUGAUGCCUCUCGUCUGCUCUCUGUAACCUCCUCCUUUGGCCUUACGCAAUGGUCCAAUUUUUAGCAACCCAUACAGCGGGAAACACCCUUUAUCCCGCCUUUACCAAUCUCUGUACCGCCUCUAAUCUCUCCAAUAUUCCUUUUCCUCUGACCACCAUCUGCUGACUUUUGACAUCGGCAUACCUAAGACCCAAUUGACACCACCAUCUGAACAUCAAUCUCACAGAAACCUCCAAUGUCUUGACUUAGAACAUUUCUACACUACUCUCCAAACUCUCCUUUUACCUAUCUCAAACCUCAACUGUCCUAGCUCUGCAACCUCCUUCUACAAUUCCACCCUCUCCUCUCAACUUAGACAUCAUGGCACCUCCUACAUUUAAACGCUGCAAGCGCUCCCAACAACAACCUUGGGCCACCAAGCUGACUCGAUACCGCCAAAAAUGCUCCAGAACUGCUGAACUGUGCGUCUGACUUUCUCCACUAUAAAUUUAUGUUGCACUCAUACAGCUUGGCUCUUUCCUCUGUAAAAGUAAAUAACUUCAAUACCCUCAUAACCACACUCUCCCGCAAACCCAAACGAUUAUUUCACACAUUUAACUCUCUUCUUAGCCCUAUUGUUCCUCCUCCACCUACUAACUUGACCGCCUCAGACUUUGCAACUCACUUCACUGACAAGAUCUCUACAAUCAGAGAAGAGAUCUCUCAUCUUUCUUCUUCCCCUAACCUCACUCCCUCUGCUGUUCUAUGUUCAUUUACACACGCUACAGUGGAAGAGGUUUCUGCUCUGCUCCAGUCCUCCCACCCCACCACCUGCUCCCUAGAUCCAAUUUCCUUGCAUCUCAUCCAAACUAUGUCUUCUUCUUUCUCUACCUCUCUCUAAAAUUCUCAAUCUCUCUCUCUCCUCUGGCUUAUUUCCAUCGCCCUUCAAACAUGCAACUAUAGCCCCAAUUCCAAAGAAGCCCAACCUUGACCCUAACUCCCCAUCCAACUACCGUCCUAUCUCUCUACUGCCUUUUGCAUCCAAGAUCCUUGAAAGAGUUGUGUAUGCGAGAUUGACAGACUUCCUCAAGUUCAACUCUCUGCUAGACCUGCUUUAGUCUGGUAUCCACGCUAAGCCCUCUGUGGAAACCGCACUGAUCAAAGUAUCCAAUGAUCUACUCGCUGCAAAAUCUCAUGGUCACUACUCUAUCCUAAUUCUCCUUGACCUUUUUGCGACUUUUGACACUGUUGAUCAUCAACAUCUUCUUCUCAUCCUCCGCAAUAUCGGUCUACAAGCUAUUGCUCUCUCCUGGUGCUCCUCCUACUUCUCCCAGCGCUCUUUCAGUGUUUCUUUCUCUGGAUUUGCUUCUUCUCCUCAACUCCUCUCUGUUGGUGGCCCCCAAGGUUCAGUCCUUGGUGCCCUACUGUUCUCCAUCUACACUGCCUCUCUUGGUAAACUCAUUAGCUCCUUUGGCUUCCAAUAUAAUUUCUGUGCGGAUGACACGCAAAUCUACCUGUCCUCUCCUGAUCUCUCCCCGUCUCUCUUGACUAGUGUCUCUGACUGCCUCUCUGCUAUUUCUAACUGGAUGGCUGCCCACUUCCUUAAACUCAACUUGAACAAAACUGAAAUUCUGGUCUUUCCUCUCUCAAGUGUUGCUACUCCCGUGUCUGUCUCCCUCCAAGUCAACGGUGCUACCAUCAGCUCCACCACGCAGGCUCGCUGCCUAGGUGUUCUCUUUGACUUCGUCCUGUCCUUCACGCCUCAUGUUCAGUCGAUUGCCAAAUUCUGCCGCUUCCAUCUCAAAAAUAUUGUGCGCAACUGUCCCUACUUAACGCCAGAUGCAACUAAGGUGCUGGUCCAUUCCACUGUCCUUUCUCGCCUUGGCUACUGUAAUCUGCUUCUCAGUGGUCUUACGGACUCCCAGCUUGUGCCGUUACAGUCCAUAAUGAAUGCGGCGGCAAGGCUCAUCUUCCUGUCCGCCUGCACCUUCCAUGCCUCACCCUUCUGUCAGUCCCUACGUUGGCUUCCUGUAAGAUAUAGGGCUCAAUUUUAAAAUCCUGGUUCUUGCUUUCAAAUCUCUACAUAAUGCUACUUCCACCUAUCUAUCUUCUAGGCACUUACGCCUAUCUUCUGUCUGUACUCCAACUUCUGAUGCUCGCAUUCAAGACUUCUCGAGGGUUGCACCGCUCCCUCCUCCAUUAGAUGCUCACCUAGUCUUAUAUAUAUAAAUAUCAGGACAUAAUAGCAAUAACCUGUUCUUUAGCAGGUUUUCGAAUUAGGUAAAUUCAAUCUUCGAUGAACAGCAUCACCUGGCAUUGCACCGUUGACAUGAUUUAUGUAACAAAAAUAAAGGCAAGAUGGAGAAACCAUGUGCGAAUACCCUAAAUACACUUUAUUAUUCAAUAGCUUUUAGAACCACCUUAACCCCUGAAGGACCAAACUUCUGGAAUAAAAUGGAAUCAUGACAUGUCACACAUGUCAUGUGUCCUUAAGGGGUUAGAGGACGACUAUAGUGCCAGGAAAACAAACUCGUUUUCCUUGCACUAUAGUGUUAAUAGGUCGCCCCCACCCUCAGGGUCCCACUCUCGCCAGGCUCUAGGGGGAGGAAGGGGUUAAAAUCUUACAUUUUUCCAGUGCCGGGCUCCCUUGGCGCUGGGAACGCUCCUCCUCCUUCCGACAUCAUCGGCUGAAUGCGCAUGCAUGGCUAGAGCCGCUCGCGCAUUCAGUCAGUCCAUAGGAAAGCAUUCUCAAUGCUUUCCUAUGGACGAUGGCGUCUUCUCACUGUGAAAAUCACAGUGAGAAGCGCCUUUAGCGGCUGUCAAUGAGACAGCCACUAGAGGCUGGAUUAACCCUAGUGUAAAAAUAGCAGUUUCUCUGAAACUUAUGUUUACAGCAGGCAGGGUUAAACCUAGAUGGACCUGGCACCCAGACCACUUCAUUAAGCUGAAGUGGUCUGGGUGCCUAUAGUGGUCCUUUUAAAUAGCAAUACUUUGAAGUAAUCAUUAUAUGUAUGACUUUUUCAGUCUCUCACAUAGUUGUGGAAGAAUUUUGACCCACUCUUCUUUACAACAUUGCUUCAGUUCAUUGAGGUUUGCUGGCAUUUGUUUUUCCACAGCUCUCUUAAGGUCCUGCCACAGCAUUUCAAUUGGGUUGAGAUCUGGACUUUGACUGAACUUUUGCAACAUCUUGAGUCUUUUUUUCUUUUUCAGCCAUUCUGUUGUAGAUUUGCUGGUGUGCUUGGGAUCAUUGUCCUGUUGCAUGACCCAUUUUUGACCAAGCUUUAGAGUCAGACAGAUGGUAUUCUAGAAUACUUUGGUAUACAGAGGAGUUCAUGGUCAACUCAAUGAUUGCAAUGUUCCUAGGUCAUGUGGCUGUAAAACAAGCCCAAAUCAUAACCUCUUCACCACUAUGCUUGACAGAUGGUAUGAGGUGUUCGUGCUGAUAUGCUUUGAUUUUUGCCAAAUGUGACACUGUGUAUUACGGCCAAACAUCUCCACUUUGGUAUCGUCUGUCAAAAGAACAUUUUUCCCUAAGUCUCGUUUGUUCGGAUGCAACUUUGCAAACUUAAGCCAUGCUUUCAUGUUCUUUUUAGAGAGAAUAGACUUUCUCCAGGCAACCCUUUCAAACAAACCAUACUUGUUCAGUUAUUUUGUAAUUGUACUGUCAUGAACAUUAACAAUUAUCAUGCUAACUGAGGUCUGUCGAGUCUGAGAUGUAAUUAUUGGAUUUUAUUCAAUUUCUCUGAGCAGUGCACGGUCUGACCUUGCGGUGAAUUUGCUGGGACGUCCACUUCUGGGAAGACUGGCAAUUGUCUUGAAUGUUUUCUACUUUUAAAUAAUAUAUUUAUCACUGUAGAAUGAUGGACUUUAAAUUGUUUGGAAAUGGACUUGUAACCCUACCCUGUUUGAUAGGCAGCAGCAAUUGCUUCUCUAUGAUCAUUGCUGAUGUCUUUCUUGGUACACAUCUGAAUGCUCCAGACCAGCAAACUGCUAAAACCUUGGCUAUUAUAGAGUUGUUCACACAUGCUGAUGAUCAAUUAACCAAGGGCAUUUGAUUAGCAGCACCUGUCUGCUACCUAGCCUCUUAAUUCAUAUGGCAAUAAUAAGGGUGUACUGAGCUUUUCACACAAUGAUUUAUGGCAUUUUUACUUUAUUUAUGUUAAAUAAACUAUGACUCAGUGUAAUAUGUCAUGUGUUCAUCUGAAGUUGUAGUUAAAUAUUUUAAGACCAUCUAAGGAAGAUAUGAUUGUUGUUGUUGUUGUUGAGAGUGUACUUUUUAUUUCGUGUGUGUGUGUGUGUGUGUGUGUAUAUAUAUAUGUGUGUAUGUAUAUAUAUAUAUGCGUGUAUAUAAUAUAUAAUAUAUAUAUAUAUAUAUAUAUAUAUAUAUAUAUAUAUAUAUAUAUAUAUAUAUAUAUAUAUUAUUGCUUUGUCACACCUCUAGUGACAGUCAGACGGCCACUAGAGGUAUAUAAAAUCCUGAGAGUAGGGAGUAAGGGAAGGUAGGAAGAGGGAAACUAUAUUGUUAGUGGUUACAUUUUUAUGUUGGGUGACUGGUCAGCUCCUGCACUGUACUUAGAGUGGAAUCUAUUGACCUAUGAGCUAUAGGUAAUGGUGAACAACAAUAAAGAAUCAAUGUUUUAGCAGAUAUUUUGUCUUAUUUUGUACACAUUUAUUUUUCUCUUCACGUAUUCUCUCUUUUGUUUAUGUAUUUGUUUAUGUUUUAGUCUUCUAAUGUUUCUGCUUUGUGUUUUCACAGAUCACAGAGUUGGAUAAGUGGCUGGAUUCCGUCGUGGUGCCCAACCUCCAUGUCUAAACUAAAAGCUGUUGAGUCAAAGAUCCUUCAGUGUAAGAAAUCAUGAAAUAUACGUGUGUGUAUGUAUAUAUAUAUAUAUAUAUAUAUAUAUAUAUAUAUAUAUAUAUAUAUAUAUAUAUGUAUGUAUAUGUGUGUGUGUAUAUAUUAUAGCCUACCUGCAGCACCUAGCGCUAAUAAGUAAAAUGUAAAUGUUUAAAAUAGACAUCAUAUAAACAUACCUUCCACACGUCCUUCCUUCUCCAUGAUCAAAACCCUGUGUUACCUUUUUCUUCUACUGUUUGGUCCCUCAUACCAGGAGAUACAAAUUAUUGGUGUUUAGGAUGAGUACAUAAGUUCAGCAAUGCAUACAAAUGCUUUUAAACUUGUUUGUUGAAACAAAAUUAUAUUGUUUUGUUUUAAAUGACUGUUUCAUUUGUAUAAAUAACUAUAUGAAAGUCAUUCAAUCUCCUAAAAUGUUCUGUAACCCCACCACCCUGGUAUGCAUCCAGCUGCUUUAUUUUUAUUUUUUUACUUAUUAUUUGACUCUUGCCUUACCUUAGCUUACACCAAACUUGUCAUGCCCCCCUUUCUAUUAUCUAACAGAUUUUACCCCCACAAUCCUUUUUAGAUCUCUAUUUUUCUUCUGUAGUUUCCCCUAUACUUUUGACUGUUUGUUCUUUUUGUGCAAAAAUGAUCCAAUCAGUGUGCAUACAUGCAUAUACGUGCAUUUUGCAGUAUACUUCUAGGUGGGCAUUGGGGACCUAAUACGCGUGAGUGGCAAGCACCGCACGCAUCCAUGAUUCACCAUAGGCAUUGUACACAAUCGUUUCCUAUGGACCUCCGUGUCAUGUGACCAAGUUUUACUCUAUCAGUGCCGUGGAAGUGUUUCUAGUGGCUGUCAGAAAGACAGCCACUAAAAAUGGAUUUAACCCUGCAAUUUUAACUUUGCAGUUUCUAAAAAAAAAAAACACUAAUGCUUUGCAUUGUAAGGUUAAAAGGACAAGACCACUUUACUCAGGCAACUUCAUUGAGAUUGGGUGGUUUAGGUGACUUUAUUGUCCUUUAGCUGAAUAGAUAUGCGAAUAAAUUGUUUUGACAGUGGAGAAAGCAUUUGUUUUAUCACUCAAUAUUAACUAUAUGUUCUACACCUGUAAUGAACAAGCAUUAACCCUACUCUCCUUACAAAGAAGUGGGUAUUUUCGUGAAGGGGCACUAUAGUCACCAGAACCAUUAUAGCUUAAACUGUUACUCCAAUGACCAUGACCACUUUAGUGAUUUAAAAUGGCCAUGGUGCCUGAAGUCUGUAUGUGCAACAUAUGUCUUCCAUCAACAGUGCAAUGUUUCACUAUUCUUUCCGACAGCCACACUGAUAUUUAAAUGCCUAAAAUUUAACUGCCACUUUGUGUCAAUGUCUCUUCCCAAGUUUAAAGGGUAAUCCAGACGUAGUCCCCUUGUUCACGGUACCUAGAGGGGUAUCCACUAUACCUCACUGACUAGCCCUAACAAGGCUGAAACGAUAGUCUGGGGUUGCUGUAUUUCUCGUGCAGAGAAAGCUAGUCUGAAAUUUUGGGUGGGAUCAGUCUGAUAUGCAAAUUGACUUUGUUUUUUAUGUAAUAUGUAUCUAUGCAUGCAUGCACAUUUAUAUACAGCUUGAGAUCUGAGCUGGGACAGGCUAUUUGAGCUGUUGUCUGCAGUAAUGUAAACACAGCCUUUUCUAUGAACAGUUGAUAUGGUGACUAUAGUGUCUUAUUGUGCUUGUCAGAUUCUAUAACCGUACAAAAAUCUGUCAUUAGCACCAUUUUGAUAUUAAACUCUGUGGCAGAAAUGGUUCGCUCCUUAGACUUGGCAAUAUAGUCCAAUAACUAAUCAAUUAUUUAGGUUCAUUUAUGUAAUUUUUUAUAUUAUUAAAGGACCACUAUAGGCACCCAGACCACUUCAGCUCAAUGAAGUGGUCUGGGCGCAUGGUCCCCCUAUUUUUAACCCUGCAACUGAAAACGUAGCAGUUUCAAAGACACUGCUAUGUUUCCACUGCAGCGUUAAUCCAGCCUCUAGUGGCUGUCUCCCUCUGGCCGCGCAUGUGCAUUCAGCUCCACUCGGGAGCUGACGUGCUUGCACUCCUGGUGUAAUCCUGUGGUGCCCGGUGCUGGUCUGGCAAGGAUCAUGUAGACAUAGCAGAAAUGACCGCACUCCAAGGACUUUAUAGAGAUUUUCAAAUAAAAUUUAGCUUUUAUUCAAUCCAUUUAAAAAGUCAACGUUUCAGCUCCCACAUGGAGCUUUCAUCAGGACAAAAUAUAUAUAUAUGGCUUUGCCUAUAGUUGUGGGAGGGGCUUGAUUUCCCCUUAAAAGGGCUGACAAUCCACUCCCAACUUAUUGUGGAUUGUCUGGCGAGUCACUUCCAGUUCAGACCGCCAUUUUGGAUUGGUUUUUACCUGUCUACCCGCCGCGGCGUCCGCGCAGAUCGUUCUCAGCUCCAAAUACCGGUUUCAACCAUAAGUCAGAAGCGGUUUUCUGUCAUGUAUUGCAACCGAUCAAAAACCGUUCGGCUAAUUCUAGUACACAUAUGCUUCGCAUGCUUCACUUCAUGUAUCUUUUCGAACGCGGCCGUUUGGGAAAUUUACUGUAUAUAUCUUUUCGGUAUUCGAACGAUACAGUGUAUACACUCAUUCGCCUGUUUCAGCUGUUCAUACAUUCUAUCCUUUCGGUAAAUUACGGCCAAACGCCGGAAUAGGCACAAAUUUUCACCUAAUUUAGGAUACUUCCCCUCCCUGCUGGUUACACAUGAUGCUACAGUCAUAAAAAAUUCCACUUAGGGGUAAAACAUAGUGAAUGUAUCGGAAUGUUAAAACUUAUAUACUCAGUAGUCUGUGCGUUAAACAUUGGCUGUGAUGGAGCUUUGAGUGUUAUAAUUACCUUUUAGUCCACUUUGCACUGUGUCUUAGACCCUGCUGUUUUGUGUUUAUUUACAUUAAGCAUACUGGACCAUACUGACGGUGGCUGUACGAACACAAAACCCGUCAUCUGCCUCUGUCAUAUUCUCCCUGCUCACCAAUAGUAUCUGGUAGGUUCCUUUUAUUUAAUUCGGGCCCACGAUCUGGCUCACUACAAUAUACCCAUACGCACAGAUACUCAUGCACGUCCUAUCCAUGGGUCGCAGCACAUCAUCUACUGCCACCCUCUCGUUCAUAUCUUUCCGCUUAGCAUCAGCCUGACUCAAACUUUAUCAGGUACGAUGUCAUAACCCUGUACAUUUUCUAGGUUUUGAGUGGUACUGGCUUCCUGAGAUUUAGGUUGUCCAACUAGGUUUCUGUUUCUGGUCUUAAUCCAUAAGCUAGUGGUCCCGCGAGGCCAACACCCAUCCUCAUACUCGGAGGUAUACGUCCCUCGGGCCAAAUCAUAGUUAGCCGCCUCGCAUUGUUGCAUAGAGAGGGCCUCCCAUGUCACUCCCCUUCUAUCUUAUGCUUUAGUUAUUACCAAGAGGCAGACACCCCGCCACAACAUUUCGGUGGCCUCAUAUUUCCCCUCGGGCCAACGCAUAGGUAGCGCCUCUCAUGCCGCUUGGCAAUUAGUAGGGACUCCUCUGUCACGUUCUCAAUAGCAUAAUUCUUCGCCGCUUGGCAUCUAGCUAGCCUACCCAUACCCAGCCACUUUGUCUCAGAAUAGUAAUGUUUGCUGUGGGAUCUAUUUUGGGGUUCACUUCUUUUUGCCACCUUAACCUAAAAUUACUCUGUUCUCUAUUAAAACAAUGGUGUCAUGGGUAAUAUUUCAUCACCCUCCCGUAACAACCUAGCCAACCAACCAACCAUUAUUAGAACUUCACGGCUCCAUCCCUACGACAUCUAUGUUCAUGCUUUAAGUUCGCUUACUAUUAACUAGGCUCUGCCUAAAUGCAAACCUUUUUCCAGGACACUCCUUCCAUAUAGGUGCAGCAUCUGCAGCUUCCUCCAACCACAUUCCAACUCAUAUCAUCAAGGCUAUGGGAUGCUGGAAACCCUCUGCCUAUACUCUUUACAUUCCAAACCCAGUUAAAGAAGUAAUACAAGCUUUUCGUGACUUGUCCAAAUAAACAAUUUUUCGUUAUGUGUAUAAAUUUUGUAUGGUACUUUUCUUUUUGCCCACUUUUAUUACAGGCCUACUGCUUUCUCGGUUCCGGCACACUACAACCGAUUGGUUUCCAUUUGUAUGUGUUUUUAUUGGUUAUAAUAUGUUAAGUUACACUUUUCAUUACGGCCAGAUUGCCCCGACUACAAAUUGUUUAGGCUUUGCCAGUAGUUGUGGGAGGGGCUUGAUUUCCCCUUAAAAGGGCUGUCAAUCCACUCCCAACUUAUCGUGGAUUGUCUGGCGAGUCACCCCUCCCACCACUCCCUCUAUUCAUAUCACCCUCUAAGAUGGGCCCACUUUUAUUACAGGCCUACUGCUUUCUCGGUUCCGGCACACCACAACCGACUGGUGUCCAUUUGUAUGUGUUUUAUUGGUUAUAAUAUGUCAUGUUACCCUUUUCAUUACGGCCAGAUUUCCCCGACUACAAAAAAAAUAUAUAUAUGUGUGUAUGUAAAAAAUGUAUAGAAACAUUCUUAAAGUUAUUUCUUUUUGGUGAAUUAUCAACUUAAGUUUCUUAAAGGGCAAGAUGUGUGCUCUAAUUUUCCUAUGGGAGAUAUGUUCUACAGAGAAACCUAUUUAUACUUUUGAUGAGGAAUGAGACUAUACUAAGUUUUAUUUGUGAGAAUGUUCACUUCUUUAACCCUUUAAGGACCAAACUUCUGGAAUAAAAGGGAAUCAUGACAUGUCACCCAUGUCAUGUGUCCUUAAGGGGUUAAGAGUAGCAAUUGAAACUCCUAUAGGUAUAAAGCAUAUAGAGAGUUAAAAAUGGAGAAUAGAUGAAAAAUUAUUAUAAGAAAUGACAUGGCUCGAAAUCCGCAUUCAGUACGAAUGGGGCAAGGGUAUUUAAGUUAAAAAUCCAAGUUAUAUAUAAGUCUGGGUUUCACUGGCCAUAUUGUAUAUAACAUAGGGUCGUUCCUUUAAAAUAGGCAAUUAUUUGUGUAUUAUCCAUUUUUAUUAUUCAUUUUAUUUUUUGACUAUCUUGUUUAAAAUUACAAAUAAGACAUAGUGCUAGUUUCGUUCACUGUUUUUAGAUUUGUAUUUUAAAAGGGAAGAUCUAUCUGUUACUUCAGGGCUUGACAAAUUUGUUUGGAAUAUAGGAACCAGCUAAAAAUGUUAGGAGCCAGUAAUUUCCAACGAGAGAGUGCAAUUCUUAAAGGGACACUAAAGUCACCAGAACCACUACAACUUGAUCUUGGUUGUUCUGGUGUCUAUAGCCUGUCCCUGCAGGUGUUUCAGUGUAAACACUGCCUUUUCCGUGAAAAGGCAGAGUUUACAUUGCUGCUUAGUAAUACCUCUAGCGACAGUCACUCAGAUGGUCACUAGAGAGUCCUGGGUCACUGCUACACACACUCUGAAAGACUCACACAGGCUUGCUUACACACAUACAGACACACACAUACACACACUCUGACAGACUCACACAGGCUUACACACACACAUUUUUGUUUGAAUUGAAAUCCACUCAGCCUCCCUACAUUAGGGAGAGCUGAGUGGGUCUUUCCUGGGGUCCAGUGGGGCUGCUCUCUUCCUGUGUGUGAGGGAGCAGUACUCAGCCUGUAGCUCCUCUCUGCUCCCUUGCGCUCUGUAAUAAUGCCGGGGCCGGAAUGACAUCAUAUUCCGGCUCCUGACAUCAUUACACAGCGCUAGAGAGCAGCUGCAAACAGAGUACUGCUCCCUCGCGCUCCGCCCUUAAUGCUUCCGCGGGCGGCUGCCCACCUCCAUGCUCCCGCCUUCAAAGCUAGAGAGAUGGCAAAUCCCAGACACCAGGGUGAAAUUUCUAGUCGCCGUGGUGAUCUGGCGCCUGGGAUUUGUCGAGCCCUGCGUUACUUCUCUUUCUUUUAUAGUAUUCAAUAGUGGGUUUUCCUCAUAUCCUUUUUCAGUGAACUGGUUUUUAAUUCUCAUUGCUUGUGACUAAAAAGUGUUUAUGUCCAUGCAAUUCCUGCGGAUCCUCAGGAAUUGCGCCAUUGGAAUGUUUUAUAACCAAGGGGGAAAAUGACAACUGUUUAAAUAUAAUUAGCUACAUCCACUGCUUUAAAAUAAGUUUUAGUUUUAAUAUAAUUAUUUUCUAUAUAAAUAGUUAAAUCAAAAAAAUUUACAUUCACCUUACUAUAUUCUGUAGUGAAGAUUAUUCCCCAUUCGUUUCUUGUUUAAAAAUGCUAAAAAAAAGUUCAAUUUUUCCACUGUACCAUUCCAAAUAAAAAAGAUGUCGUCUAUAUACCGCUUGUAGGAGACCAGGUUUGCUCUCCAAUCCGUGUUAUGUAUUAUGAAUUGGUGUUCCCAAAAUGCCAUAAAUAAAUUGGCAUAACUGGGAGCGAACCCCAUAGCGUUACCGAUUUUCUGUAAAUAAAAAUCGUUAUUAAAACAAAAAUAAUUAUGUAAAAGAAUAAGCUCUAUACCUUCUAUUAUAAAAUGUUAUUUGUUCUUCAGGGUAAGUAUGGUUUUCCAUUAGAAAGAAUUGUACUGCCUCUAUACCUUUUUAAAUGGGAAAUGAUGGUAUAUAGGGAGCUGACAUCUGCGGUUAGCAAAAUAUAAUGUGGUUCCCGUUGUACUUCCUAUAACGUUUGAAUAAGGUUCAAAUUAUCUUUUGAAUAAGUGGGAGUUUUUUGAACUAUCGGUUGCAAACACUUGUCCAGGUAUUCUGAUAGUCUACUAGAUACUGAAUCUAUACUCGACUAUCUGCCUUCCUGGAGGGUUGGUGAGAUUUUUAUGAAUUUUUGGGAGGUGAUAGAAAACAGGGAUUUUUGGUUUUGCAAUAUUUAGGUAUCUAUAUUCAUUUUCAUUUAGUAUAUAUAUCUCCCUUCCUUUUUGUAAUAAAGUUUCAAAUUUGUUUUUCAUAUCGCUAGUAGGGUCACCUCUUAAUUUGUAAUAUGUAUAUGGGUCCUCUACCAGUCCUUCUUGUAUAUUAUCUGAUGUCUCCAUUACAAUAUUUUCACCCCCUUUGUCCGCUGGUUUGAUUACAUUAUUUUUAUAUUUUUGUAAUGUUUUCAGGGCUGUCUAUACUAUUGGCUAAUCUCUGUAUCUUCAGGGUGUAUCCUAUAUCGGACUACUUGUUCCUUUACUUAUGGACGGACCAAUUAAGGUCUGCAUACUUGUCUGUCAUCUAAAUAGUAUUAUAUUGGCUCUGAGCACUUGACAUUAUACUAAGGGCAAUUUCAUAUUCAAUUGUUGGUUUUCUAGGCUGUUCUAGUUUCUCAGCCUGGGAUUUACUGCUUUGGAUUACCCCAUAUAUUCCAAUUUCCUUUUCUUUCUAUGGUUUAACGAUUAGUUAAGCUGGUUAAUGAGUCACUGGUUAACGCCAUACAGAGCCUUCUUUACGCUACAAUUUCUGCCUAUGAACCAUUACACUGCCUUAGUAUCAGUCUGCUAUUCUUUAUCUACAUUUAUUGUUAUGUAUUAGAUGCUCUAUCAGACUUUCCUAGCCCUCAGCAGCUCAUAAGCUUUAGCUGGGUGCUCUUAAUUUGUAAGCAUUUUUUGAUACAUAGUAUCAGGUUACGUUCACCUGCUUUCUAGUCUAUUUCCAUUCUGACUAUCUAUAUAGGAUACAUCUGCGUGUUUGUUUUCUAUUUAUUUAUUUUCUAUUUUAUCACUUUAUCACAUUUUUCUGGCACUGUUUUUUUUUUUUUUUUGUGUGUGUGUGUGUGUUUUUUUUUUUUUUUUAUCAUCCUUAUAAGGAUUUAAUAAAGUUGUAAAUUAUAUAUUUUAAGGUUUUCUCAUUCCAAUGUUGGACUAGUAGUUUAAUAAGGGUAAUAGGAUUGGUUUUGGGCUUGUUUCUUACUAGUCUGUACUAAUCUUCUUAUUGAUAACAUACAUACAGAUAUAUAAUAUAAUAUAUACAUACAGACACACACUAAUAUACAUACAGAUACUAUGCACACACAGAUCACAUUACAUAUUGUAUCAUUCCCCAUGCUUCCAUACCUUUUUAGCGCAGGAGGGUGGACUCCCUGGUGUCAAGUGGCAUCUGGAUGAGUGUGAUGGGAACCUGUCUCUCUCCUCAGGUCCUGCCUAUUCGUCUCCUAUUAGGAAAUAACUGAUAUCUAGUUCUAAUUGUUUUUUUUUUUUUGGGGGGGGGGGGUGUUAGUGGUACUUUGUGUAUAUUAUGGUAUUAUCCGCAUUCAAAGUUGAAACAUUGAAAGUCUGCAUCAAUCAUUUCUAAAUAAUAAAACUAUUUGGAAAUAAUAGAAAACAGUUUAUAACAUAUUUACCUGUAAAGAUUCUUAUAUACUUUUGUAGAUAAAUAAUUUGGAAAGUUUUUCUAACAAUUUUGAAUCAUUUGGAAAUCUCUUUAAUCUAGGUCAGGGUUGUCAAACAUGCGGCUCCCCCAGAUGUUGCUGAACUACAACUCCCAUGAUUCCCUGGCUAUCUGUUUCAUUGAAAGAAUCAUGGGAGUUGUAGUUCAGCAACAUCUGGAGGGCCGCAUGUUUGACAACCCUGAUCUAGGUCAUAGAUUGAUCAUCAGGGACAGACCUAAAUGCAUUUAAAAGAAGAAAAUGCAUUUUUUUUUUUUUUUUUUUAUUAUUCACAUUUGUAAAUUAUAUUGAAUUACUCCAAUUGUAGCAUGGUUUCUAGAGUUUCUCUUCUACUGUGCAGAAAAGUUUUCUUACUGUUGUUGGAUUGAAUUGGCUUCAUUUGUAAUAGGCUCCUAAUUAGUGUUCUCUUUUAAAUCUCUUUUUUUUUAAUUAUUAUUAUUAUUAUUAUCUAUUAGAUAUUACAAUAGAAAAACAUAGACCAAUCUGACUAUUACUAUAUAUGAAGUGUUACAUCUUAAUAAGUAUAUACAAAUGUGAAGCGUCAAGGAAAAUAAUUAAGAGAAAAAUUUAAAUAAAUGUUGUCACGAAUGCACCCCACCUCAACAGUGUACGUGACGUAGUUGUGGUGGUGGUGAAAGGGUUAAAGUUCACUAUUUGUCUUCACUAGACCGGAAAUAAUGAUAAAAUCCCACUUAACACCACCCUCACUUAAGCAUAAUAAUAUAAAUAUUAUUACUUUAACGCUGCCACUACCAAGGCAAUUUAUAAAUGGGGUGCUUUGGUCCCCCAGGUAAAUCAAUAAUAAAAACCCACCAAAUAUAACGAGCAAAAGGAAUAAGGAAUUGCAGAAAUACUAAUUAGUCUCUUCAGGUAACGUGAUUCUUUACCAGACAAAGGCAGAACUUAAUAAAGGAAUAUUUAUUAUGAGCAAAAAAUAGUCACAGUGCAUACAAAAAUAUAGAUAACAAUCAAAAUUAUUAACACUAACAGAUAAAAACAAAAGGCAUAAAAUAAGAGAAGUCUUAAUUACUUACACAUUAUUUAAAAGUAACACUUCUGCUCCAGGGGGUCUCUGGUAAGAAAGAUGGUGACUCACUUAGAAUUAGAUUCUGGCCUCAAGCAAGUACAAUGCACCCUUCAGGAUCAUUAGAGAAAUACCAUGUUGAUUACCACAACUCAUCUAGAGGUGGAGUUAAGGCAUAUCUAUAGAGACACUAAGUGACCACCCCCCUGUGUCCAGACCCACAUCAAUUCAAAUGUAAACAUUUGGUUCUAUCUACUCUUAUGUACCUACCACAUAAAUAAUAAUUGCAUCUAUGAAUUUAUUAUUUGCCCAUUCUAUAGAUAUUUCACACUUCUUACUUGUGACCCAAUAUAGCAGACAUCACAUUCCCUUCCCCUAUGGUCAAGGUAUGCCAAUCAUGUUUGGGCUUGUUUAGAAGAUGGUGCUUGUCACAUUCCAAAUAUAACAGAAAUGAGGCUUAAUUAUUAUUCUGUGGGUAAAUAUGAAUAUUUUUUUUUUCUCUCCUUUUGGCUAUGAUACUAACAAGACUAAUGGCCACUAACAUAUCAAAGAGAUUGACUUCUCAAUUAAGAGGUACAUGCCAUAUACCUGAAGCCAGACUUUCAGGCUUUUCAAGUGUAGAAUCUCACACCUUGCAGAGCCUUUGAUUAAUCACAGGAUUUCCAUUCAUAGGAUAAACCAUCUUUCCCUUUUCAUGUUCGUAUGCAAUUCACACUACCCCUUCUGCCAUCUGACCUCUGGGGUCUCAGCUUCAAAGAGGGAUUAAGACAAAAAAAAAAAAAAACUUCCAUAAAAUCAAAUUAACCCCUUUUUGACAUUGACAAUACCACCUCUACCAGGCAGGCAGAUCAUCUACGCACUGCACAAAUGACAUUACAGGACAAUAUUCCAUAGUGCAAUAAUGAAUUAUGCACCCUUGCCGUGACCUAUGUAUGUUGAGAUCUAAUGUCAUGGUGGAAAUUUCUUAGUUCGAUAUUGUGUAAAUUAUUAUUCCACUGUUCCCAACUCUUCUUGAAGCUUUCACAAGUACCUUUUCUGCCUAAAGUUUCCGGUCUCCAUUUGUUGAGAUAUUGCAUCGGAGUACAAACUUGAAACCAAUUUGGAGGGAUCGAUGAUAAAAAAAUAAAUAAACUAUCAUCUUUAGUUCUUAUUAGAUUUUGAGGCACGUAAGAUUUAAUUUGAAGAUAGGAGGAUAUAUUAUUUGAAGAAACAAACUAUUCCUGUAGUUGUUCAGAUUAUUUUAUAUAUUGAUCUAUAUUGAGCAUAUCCUUUAUCAAUAAAAGACCUCCCUUUGUCCAAUGUUAUUUAUAUUCAGACAGCUGCCUAUCAUCUCUGAUGCCUAGUCCUGCCACGUUGCUACAGAUAUAAAACAAAACACACAUUUGAAUAUCCAGCACUCUGAAUGGAAUUUAUUGACACUGUAGAGGCCUCAAGCAAUGUUUGAACCGACUCUCUGAAGGGAACAAAGAGAAUCAAAAGAUUUACAAUUAAAGAGACAAUCUAAGCACCAACACCACUUCAUCUCAGUGACUUACUCUUACUGCAAUGAUCCUGACAUUACACUCCCACAAUGUCUGUCUGUUUCAGAGACACAGCAAGGUGUACAUUGUGGAGCUAAUCACCCGACUUUUGGCUGACGCAUUUACAUUGACUAGAUGGUUCCACGUGCUUCCAAGUGAAACUCUGGUCUUGACGUUUCAUGUCCUCACGCAUUGCAUCAGGACGUCAAGGUUCAAUGCUUCUUAUAGACAAACAUUGGACACAAUGCUUCUCUAUGGAAAGCAUUUGAUUGGACAGAGAUGUCACCAAGCAUGAUGACAUUAGCAGAGGCAGGUAGGGCUACCCUGAAGAGACUGUGCUAGUGCUGUAAAACAGAUCAGUAAAAGGUUAUUUUACAUGGAUUUAUUUUUUUAUUUUAUUUUUUUAGAAAAGAAGGGAGUCCUCAAAUCCAAAUGAGCUAACAAACACUUGGAGCUAAAAAAAAAAAAAAAAAUGCAUUCCUAAUGUUGGUGUUCCUUUGCGUGUGUAUGUACAUAUGUAAAACAUAUGCAUUAAUAUGGAUAGCCAAUGCAGCAAUUUCAUCAAAAAUUUGUUUAGUGAUUUGAAUGUUUUGUCUUAUCAGUAUUAAUAGUGAAUUUCCAUUGUUUUUAGGCAUUCAGAACAAAUUUUCUGCUCGCUAUGUGUCUCUGCAAGAUCAAAACAAGAUAUGGACACUAACCGUUAAUCCAGAGGUUCGUGACAAGACUCCCCUUGUGAUGCUCCAUGGUUUUGGAGGAGGAGUUGGCCUCUGGAUUCAGAACAUAGACCCUUUAAGUAGUCGACGGACUCUCCAUGCCUUCGACUUGUUAGGGUUUGGUCGCAGCUCACGCCCAACUUUCCCUAAUGAUCCCGAAGGAGCAGAGGAACAGUUUGUAUCAUCCAUUGAACAGUGGAGAGAGGAGAUGGGAAUAGGAGACAUGAUCCUCUUGGGACACAGUCUUGGAGGCUUUCUGGCUGCCUCUUAUACGAUCAAAUAUCCCCAGAGGUAUGUGGUAGAAAUAUAAAUAAUUUUGUUCUAAUUUCUUAUCAAUAAGAUUAUUAAAGUAACUUCUGUUAUUCACCAUGUGUAUGUAAUAGCUUGUAUAAGCUUACACUUGUAUAAGUGAUACAGAACAGUCAUUUAAUCAAUUUUUUUCAUUAUGCUACUGUAUUUCUUCAGGGUAAAACACCUCAUUCUAGUCGAUCCAUGGGGAUUCCCAGUUCUGCCAACAGACCCCAGUGAAGUACGUUCCCCUCCAACAUGGGUUAAAGCUGUAGCUGCAGUACUGGGACGAUCCAAUCCCUUGGCAGUUGUAAGAGCAGCUGGACCCUGGGGUGAGUCUUUCCAUUUUUAUUCCAAUUUUACAUAUGUAUGUUUUCCUACUUCCACUUAUUUAAAAUAGUAUGUUUUCCUACUUCCACUUAUUUAAAAUAGAAUUGCUACCAUCAUCUGUGAGAUGUUUGAGGGCUUUUUACCAUUGUUAUUUUGCUAUCCUUUUCCACCUCCUUGAUCUUUUUUCCACCCUGGAGUUUCCUGUCUGGUUCCAAAGUCCUUCUUGAUUAUUGGACAUGUGUAUGGGUUGGCAUAACUGUUACAGUUAUCUGAAUACAUGUUACCUGACUAAUGGGUUGUGAUUGUAGCUUCUUAGGCUAACACUGCCAACUUAUUUUGCUAGCACUGGUUACUGGAACACACAUGAUCCUUUACAAGUCAUAGUUGAUUAUAGGAAUCAAAGUUUAUAAUCAGCCGGUCGGCAAGAGGUUGCCAUAACUGAUCCAUUAUUGCUUGCAUAUACAAAUGUGAGUUUGGAGUUGGACAUAUUGAACUGAUACUGUAUAUGUAUGUAUACCUACAUGAGCUGUUGGGAAAUAUGUUACUCUUUUACAUUUGUGCGACACAUACAAGACAAUAUCAACCUGCAAAUCAUUUCCUGUUUGUAUCUUUAUUACAAUAUGGUACAAUGUUCUCUCGUUCUCAGGCCCUAGAUUGGUGCAGAGAUUUCGUCCAGACCUGAAAAGGAAGUUUGAGGAUUUCUUUGAUGACGAUACGAUCAUGGAAUAUAUCUACCACUGUAAUGCACAGACACCUAGGUAGGCCUCACACAUAGCAUGAUGUUGCUACGUGACCUUACAUCUGUCUGCAAUAACACUGUUGUCUAUUUUUCCAUUUCUAUUGCCAUUAAUCUUCUUAUAUGGUUUAUCACUUCUGUCAUAUUUUUUUUCCUCCUGACAGCGGUGAGAGUGCUUUUAAGACCAUGAUGGAGAAAUUUGGUUGGGCUAAACGCCCAAUGUUGUCCCGUAUUCAGUUGAUCCCAAAAGACCUACCUAUCACCUUUAUCUAUGGAGCAGAGACUUGGAUUGACAGAACUACAGGAGAGCGAGUGAAAGAGGAGAGGCCAAACUCGUAUGUGGAAACACUGGUAUGAAAUAGCACAGAAUAUAUUCAAUGUAUUGUAUUUACCUGCAUUUUCCCUAUUUAUACAAGAUGUUUGUUAUUUCACUCAUUUUAUUAUAAUCAGACUACUAUUCAGUUAUUGAGAUAAAAAAUGUGCAACAUGGGAAAACAGUUGCUCACCAACUGAAGAAUGUUAUUCAAGUUUGAACAAUGUUCAAAUCAUGGUGUCUGUAAAGAUUUUGACAUGCAAGGAUAUCUUCACUUUUGGCAAUCUUGUACAAACUAUCAGAUUUAGGCCCCAAUAUAAAACUUACCUUUAUUCCAGUUCCAAAACAAACUUGCAGCAGCCAGACCCUCCUUCAUUGAAAUUUGCAAUUGCUUUUGUGCAAUCAGGUACUUUAAGACACAUUAUGUCACACUGCAUGCCCUGCAAUUGCCGAUAUCUGCCAAUCCAGUGCUUCUCAUAAAGGAGCAUUGAAUUAAAAUACUUCUGCAUGAGAAGCAAUUGCUGCAUCGGCAUCAUUAUGCUGUGCAUUAUAAUGCAAAUUGUGAAUUCCUUUGAAAAUGGAAAAAGGAACAGUCUUUCUGAUCCACUAAAAGUGUGUUUUUCUGUCUCAGAAAUGUUUUACAAGGUCUGAGAAAAUAGACCACACCAUAAGCACUACAUGAGAAGAGCACUGCGAGCACCAUAACUACUACAACAUGCUUUAGUGGUUAUGGUGCCACUAGUGCCUUGUUGCUACUCCGUGUAAGUAGUCAACUGUUUGCUUACGGUUUGACCACUUAUCUGUGGUCUACCAGGCACCACUUCCUGCCUCUGCAGGAAGUGAAAGCUGCCGAUGGCAUUGUGACGGACCGCCUGGCACUCCGACUGGGUACCUCUGUCAAUCGCUGCUUCUUGGUACUUGUGAGUACCAUAACCACCAUAAACCCCACGAACCGUCGCAGCUUGGCUGGGGUCUCGCCAUCCUCCACCCACCCUGGACCCAAGAACAGGAUCCAGCUUCCAGUGGGUAGACCUCUCCUAGUCCAGAGAGCGUAGCUGGAAAAGCUCUUAGAAGAGCAUGUGAUUAUACUCAGGGGAGUAUCGUGAUUAUAGCAAUCCCCAGAGUGUAGUUCUCCAAUCCCCCACACAUGAGCCAAGACUUCAUGAAGGGGUAAAGCAGGUCUGUUUAAUGGCAGCCAUCACUGGCCUUAUAUGCAAGUCCCUAUGCAAGGGGCACUCCCACCUGGACCUUGUGGGGAACUGCAGCACCAGGUCACAGACCAAUAACAACAAUGGGUAAAUGCAUGACAUUCCUAUAUACAAACACACAAUCCCUCCCCUCUGCCUUGGAGAUAAUUGAAUCAGGAGCUGUACUAAUCUAAUCCAAUUAUCUACAAGCACAGAAAAAAUACAUACUUUUUAAAAACACCCUAAAAAUGCAUAAAACCCCACAAACGUUACAUUCCUGAUAGCCCUGAUCUGGGUGACCAACAUAACCAAAAAUCACCCAGAUGAUUUCAGGGGUUCAGGAAUUUCCUGGAAGUCUUAUUUUUGACCCACCGUGCACAUGGUCCCAUGCCCAAAACCAUUCCAGAGAAUUAGGGCUAAUAGUCGGUCUCUCUGUCUGGAGUACAAAAGUACAUACUUCACAUGAACAAAGCCUUUUAAAGGGCAUUGGGCAAGGUAUAUUGCAGGGUCCAUAGUCCUGAGGCAAGAGGCUGGCCAGCAGGCCCCUCCAAGGUUCAGUUCGUCACAGGGCCAUAGUCACAGGGUAGGAGGCUGGCAAACAGGCCCCACCAAAAGCCAGAGACGAUGUUACUUUUGUCACAAAUCUUCCCUACCAAGGGGAGACUAACGAGAUACCUCACCUCCUGUCGGUCGAUACCCGAGUUAGUCGAGCAACCCACCCAUAACUAGUGCUUGACUUGUAGCUCUCAGGUGUCCAGCUUUGUCCUGUCUGUCCCAUGCUGCAGAGGGGUCGUCUGGUACUCCUGGUUGCUUUCGGCUUUGCAGUUGAGGAUAAGGGGAGGGCAGAGGCCAGCUGCGCUUUGCCCUGUUGCCAGCGUCUAUUCAGGCCAGGGUGUCCUGCGGGUAUUCAGGCCCGGGACCAGGGGAAAGAGGAGGGCAGAUGCCAGCUGCUCUCUGCCCAGAUGGUUGAGAAGAGGAGGAAUUGCCUACCUCAUCCUCCUGGCAUUCCUGCGAGGUUGGUUGGGAAUCUGGACUGGCCGUCCAGCCUCCCUGUAGGUCUGGUGCAGAGGCCGCCGUCCCAUCUGCACCAUUGGGGUCAGGAGGGCUGUCCCUCUGUAGUUGGGGUGAGGGACCAGCUGUCACCCCUUCUGAUAUAUUCAGCUGCCGCCAGGGAGGGAGACCAGCUGUCUCCACUCCCUGUAACACACUGCCGCUGGGGAGGAAGAACGACACCUUCUGGUCCCUGUACUGUACACUGCUGCUGGGGAGUGAGACCGACCGUCUCUUCUCCCAAUAACAUACUCGGCCACUGGGGAGUAGGACCAACUAUCCCUACUCCCGGUAAUGCUGGCUGGUGCUGGGUAGUGAGACCAACUAUCUCCACUCCCAGGGAUGCUUGCUGCUGCGGGGAUGAGAGACCAACAAUCUCCUCUCCCAGUAAUACUGUCUGCCGCUGAGGAGAGAGACCAGUUGUCUCCUCUCCCUGUAUGGUACACUGCCACUGGGGAGUAGGACCGACUGUCCCUACUCCUGUUCACUCUGCCUGCUGCUGAGGAGUGAGACAGACAGUCUCCACUCCCUGUAACUCACCUUGCCGCUGGGGAUGGAGAACGAUCCUCUUCUCUCCCUGUGACUGUCUGCCGCUGGGGAGAGAUACCGGUUGUCUCCUCUCCCUGUGAGAUGCACUGCCGCUGGGGAGAGAGACCGGUUGUCUCCUCUCCCUGUGAGAUGCACUGCCGCUGGGGAGAGAGACCGGUUGUCUCCUCUCCCUGUAACUCCAGCUGCCACUUGGAUCUGGGCCGGCUGCCCAGCAUCCCUGUAGGGCCGCUAGAGACACCUCGGUCCCAUCUCCACCUGCCUGUUGGGGUUCCUCACAGUCUAUGAGGUCCCCUACUUUGGAUACCUCCGGCUGCCCCUGGGAAGAGAGUCUAACCUCUUUUCGUUGGAGACUUCUUUUCCUCACUUUAGCCAGCAGGAACUCUUGGUCUCUCUUCGCUUGUCUUUCAACGGUUACCUGGUUCCAGUUCACCUGGAAGGUAUCCAUGGACACAUCAGGGUCAUACCAGGCCACUCACUGCCUCACCUUGGCCAGCAAAUCUUCGCAAGAGUCAGAGUAUGCCAUACUUGCCUGCUCCAAGUCAAUGGACACUUCUGCUUCCAGGGGCACUACACAAAUGCUAGUGUUGCCCUCACUAUGAUCAACACGUUACCGGUGCCUCCAAGAUUCUUCUCCUCGCACUAGGACGCCAUCCCACUGCUGCCACCAAAUGUGACUGACCGCCUGGCACCCCGACCGGGUACCUUCGUCAAUCGCUUCAUCUUAGUACUUGUGAGUACCAUAAGCACUGCACUGGAACACCAUAACCACCGUAAACCCCACGAACUGCCGCAGCUUGGUUGGGGACUCUCUGUCCUCCACCCACCCUGGACCCAAGACCAGGAUCCAGCUUCCAGUGGGUAGACCUCUCCUUGUCCAGAGAGCGUAGCAGGAACAGCUCUUAGAAGAGCUAGUGAUUAUACUAAUGGGAGUAUAGUGAUUAUAGCAAUCCCCAGAGUGUAGAUCUCCAAUCCCCCAAACAUGAGCCAAGACUUCAUGAAGGGGUAAAGCAGGUCUGUUUAAUGGCAGCCACCACUGGCCUUAUAUGCAAGUCCCUAUGCAAGGAGCACUCCCACCUGGACCUCGUGGGGAACUGCAGCACCAAGUCACAGACCAAUAAUGUUACAUCCCUGAUAGCCCUGAUCUGGGUGACCAACAUAUCCAAAAAUCACCCAGAUGAUUUCAGGGGUUCAGGAACUUCCCUGAAGUCUUAUUUUUGACCAACCGUGCACAUGGUCCCAUGCCCAAAACCGUUCCAGAAAAUUAGGGCCAAUGGUCGGUCUCUCUGUCUGGAGUACAAAAGUACAUGCUUCACAUGAACAAAGCCUUUUAAAGUGCAUUGGGCAAGGUAUAUUGCAGGGCCCAUAGUCCUGAGGCAAGAGGUUGGCCAGCAGGCCCCUCCAAAUACCCGUGACCAGGUUCAGUUCGUCACUGGGCCAUAAUCACAGGGUAGGAUGCUGGCAAACAGGCCCCUCCAAAAGCCAGUGACGAUGUUACUUUCGUCACAGGCAUUCACGAGCUAAGCCUUACAAUGCAGGGUAAGCUCAUUGGCUGAGAUUGUUAGAUGACUACUCUCAGCCAAUCAGCUGAGUACUGCACCACCAGUUUGACUACUUACAUUGGGAUGGGGACUCUGGUGGUUUUGGUGCUUAGAUUGUCCCUUUGGCUUUUCCUCUUGGAAGUCACACUCCAGAUUUUGGACCUGAGUAACAUUUGUAUUUGGAUCAUUCCUUAAUAGUGUCUGUUAUGUUGCUAUCAUUUUAUUAAUGUAAGCAGUACAUGUUAUUAUUUGCAUGUUAUACUUUUUUUGUUUGUCACAUACACUUUGAGUUUGUCAGCAGUUUUCAAGGUGAACAUAAUUCAUUUUUGUUUGGCAGGCAAUCAAAGGAGCUUCUCACCACGUGUAUGCAGAUCAGCCUAGCACCUUCAAUCAAAUGGUCGAAGAGAUCUGUGAAGCUGUAGACUGAAAGCAUGUGCAAGGAAUAAAAAAACAAACAAAAAAAAACCAGUACUUCUAUGGUGAAGCACAAGAACUGAUUCUUUACCUUUUUUUUUUUUAUGAUGAAAGAAUAGACUGACUCGUACCUCAGCUUUGUUCUUCUAACUGGUGGGUUGAUAUUGCGCACAGUACAUAGGUGCUAGCUGGCAAUUUGUUCACUUGCAAUUACAUAGAAUGUAGUGCUACUGCAAAGCCAAGUUUCUUCCAUUUCUUUCUUCCUUUCUAAACAAUACCCUGUCUUUGCUUUUCUUGGAAUAAGCAGAUGCAAAAAGCAUAUUGAUUGUCCCAAUUACUGAAAUGUGCUGGACUUUAAGUAAAGUAUGAUGCUCCGGAUCAGUUUUAUUAUCGUUCUACAGUUGAAUUGGUAGGUGGGAUUAUUUAUGGUGCUGGAUGUUUGCCCUACUAGGCAUGUACCUUAGAGCCAUUUAAUUGAAAGUUAUCCAAUUUAGUUGCUCAAUCCUUACAUUUAAUGCUUGUUCCAAGAUCUGCACAUUGAAAAAAAAAUUGUAUCUGAUGUCCAAAAAUAUAAAAGCACAUGAGCAGCCUAAAUUUUCUCCUACCAGUAAGAAGCACAUGGACUAUUUGAUGUCCACUUCCAUGUCUACAAUGUGAGAAAGUCUAUCCUUAGUACCUGUGAGACUUGGCAUGUAUGUUGUUAGAACUACCUCCUAGCUAUAACUUACUAUUUGCCAUUUGUACUGAAAUUAACAUUGAUAUUUUACUGUGUAGUGAUUUGUAAUGUGUAAUCUUUGUAUUGGUUUGUUUGAUUAAGGUUUGGUUCGUUAACGUCUUUGUUUCAUUUGACAAAAAUGUUUGUAACCAUUUGAGACCUUUGUUUUGCUGUGGUGACAUACUGUGGCUAUUUCUUUGAAUUACACACAGUACAAAACAUAAAAGGCAAAUCAUGAUAAAAUACUAAGAUAGGUAAGAAAUCUAUAAUUAUAUUGCUUCUGUUAUGUACACAAAAAUACAUAUAUUGAUGUUCUGCUGGUCAUAUAAUUGAUGCUCACUGCAUAGAAGCUGAAAAAUCUCUUUGAACUCAGGAAAAAAAAAUAAUGCUUACAUUAUGACCUGUCCUCCCAUUUGAGCAGACAGGAGAGAAUUCAACAUUUUCUAUGUAUAAUUCCUAAUUUCCUUGAUUAUGCAGUAACUAUAUAUAGUAUAGUUUGUUUCCCUUUUAUAUCUUAAGGUUACUUAGUUUUUAAAAGGAAUCUGUAAUAUUUCUGUUUUGUCCCUUACAAUGUAUAAUAGUAUCAUGACCAUGCUUGCCAAUAUUUGGUGGGGUCAAUGGUAUGAUAUCUCCUUUACCCUCUUCCAGUGGGAUCAGGAAUUUAGCUGCCCUAGGCAAAAUGAGGUAGUCCUUAAGUAAAAGAAGGCAGGACAGUUUGCCCCCAAUGUGAGAGAGUGUGACAAACUGUAGUCAGUGAAUUUUCAGCAUGUUAACACAAUUUACCAGUCUAUAAAUGUAAGCUUUUUUUCCAGAAGGACAAAAAGCGGCUAUUAUACUGUGAGCAUUGGUUGUAAAUCCAUCUUUACUAUAUAUGGCCAUAAAGCCCAUUUUAAUAAUAAAAAAAAAUGUGCCUAGCAGACGUGCUGCUAUAAAAGUGUUUGUUUUUGAAAAUGUAUUUUGUAUGCAUUUUUCUGCCAGUUAUGCCACAAAUAAGUACCAAAUGAACGUAUUCACCUGCUUAUUAUUGGUUACUCAUUUGAGCAAAUAAGUAGUUAUGUAGCAUUAAAUGAACAGUAGCAAAUGGCAAAUACGGUUGAUACACUUCUUUAAAUGUAUUUUUAUUUGCUAAACCUAGGCCUUAAUUUUCAGUGGCCUCAUUUUUAACAGAAACGUUUUUUUACACUGGAGGUCUGUGGUAGAGAAUUGGUGUUGCUACCUCCUAAUCAUGAAAACACACUUGUAGCAGACUGAUAUUUUCAGCACCAUUAACCUGAACUGGCUGAGGACCUAAUAUUUGGGUUCAUUCACUAAACCAGAAAUUGUAAAGAAGGGAAUUUUAAAUAUUAGGCCAGACUAUUUGAAUUGGAAACAUUUUCCAGUUGUGUAAAAUGCCUUGUGAUUCCCCAUAUAUUUCUAGUUUUAGUAAAUGACUAAAAUAAUCCAAAAUUUUCUUGAAGUGCCUUGUAUAACUAAACCUCUUUCAUAACACAUGUGCCAAAUAGCUUUGUAUUUCCUUAUCUUUGCCAGCUGACUAGAACAUGAUACAUGUUUAAGUGUUGAUGAGAUGAAUCAAGAUUUCACUGACCACAUUAGUUAGCUGCCUAAUCACAAAAGAAGAAAAAAGGCAUCUAGGCACAGUUUUACUUUUUUUUUUUUUUUCUAGUUCCCAUAGCAUUAUCUAAAUUCUAUUAUAUUUAAAGGGACACUAUAGGCACCCAGACCACUUUAGCUCAUUGCAGUGGUCUGGGUGCAACAUCCCAGGCCCCUUAACUCUGCAAUUGUACUUUUUGCAGUUUUUGAUAAACUGCAAUAAUUACUUUGGAGUGGCUGUGUGUACCUGACAACCACUAGAGGGACUUCUUGGUGGUUAGGCAACUUUUGGUCUCCUAACUGAUGCUGGACAUCCUCACAUUCUGCAUGAGGACAUCCAGUAUUACCCAAAGCCCCCCCCCACAAUGCUUUCCUAUGGGGAAAGUCCUAAUGUGAGAGUAUCGCUUGCCGCACAUGCACAUUAGGUCUCCCCUGCCGUCUGAAAAAGAGAAAAAGAGCGGAGGUGGAGGCUGAACCAGCGCCGAGAGAUAUUGGCGCUGGAAUCUGGUAAAUGGGGAAAAAUAAAUUAAAUCUUAAUGGUGCUUACAUUAUGACCUGUCCUCCCAUUUGAGCAGACAGGAGAGAAUAACAUUUUCUAUGUAUAAUUCCUAAUUUCCUUAAUUAUGCAGUAACUAUAUAUAGUAUAGUUUGUUUCCCUUUCAAAUAUGGUGUUUAACCAUUUUUGCACCAACAGAGGAGGGGGCGCUAUAGGGAGCGAUAGUGCUAGGAAAACAACUGGUAAAUAGAAAAACAGGUCUUACUCUACAUUCAUUUAUUUAUUUAUAUAUAUAUAUAUAUAUAUAUAUAUGUGUAUAUAUAUAUAUAUAUAUGUAUGAAUAGACAUGAGCACACAAACACGACAGCCUUGGUAAGAGGGCUAUAAAAAAAAAAAUGUUUUUUCAUGUUUUUUUUUUUUUAAACCGGUUAGUUUUAUUGGAGAUAGUCUGGUGAAGUUUUGUUGUUUUCUGGUAGGUUAUCACAAUGUGGCAGGUAAUAUGAGAAGACUUGCACUGCUUCUUGGUUAAAAAAAGGAAACUGAGAAAGGUACUGGAAAUGGAAGUUAGGUUGUAGGAGCUGUGGAGAGUGAAGCUUGGCAGGUUUCACAGGUAGUGUUGGAGCUUACCAGAGAAGAUGUUAUGAAGCUUGCAAAGAUAUAUGUAGGUUUGUCUGGAUUAGACUGCCAUUAUUUUAAUAUAUUUCAGUGAUCGGAAGAACUAUAAAGUAAAUUAUGUAGGUAGUUGAAUUUGCAAAAGUAAAUUUGAGGUGCAGAUGCAUAUAUUACAUAAUCAAUGGCAUUUGUUGCAUUAUACUCUUUAUUACCACUGAAUUUAAAAAAAAAAAAAUAUGCUUCUGAUGAGAACUAAUUUUAUGUUGGUGUUUGUUAUAUAUCUUAAUUAUUUUUUUCCUUUAAAUGUUGUGGUUUAUGAUUGAACAUCCAACCAGAUGUGCACUGAAUGUUUUAAAUGGGAACAAUCUGAUUUUAGUUUUUUGUUUUGUUUUGCUUUAUUUCUCCUCAUUUAUUACAUGACACAGGAUCCUAUUUCUGAAUAAAAUGUAUAUUUCCUUUGAUGCUACCUGUAGAUGUGGCUUCUCCGGUUUUGAAAUCCUUUCUAGAAACACAAUUUUAUUGCAACUUAUGCAAUAUUACACCAGAAAUGUCAGUUUUAUUACCUGUGUAAAACAAAACCUUUUCUUACACCAGCAUUUUGACCCUUGCCAAUGCAAGCUCAUUCUCUUGAGUGUAUAUAGGACAUGGGACUCUGUGCACCCCUAUUCAAAACAAACUAGAUCUUGCAAGUGCUGCCUGUUAAAAUUGGUCUCCACUAGUAAAAAUUGAUAUUGUCACAACAUAUUACUAAAUUGUAUUCAUUAAUAUUUUUGUAUAUCACCAUCAUAUUCUGCAGAGCUUUAUAAUGUCCGUCACUCCUUCAGAAUAUUGGUCUGUAGUUAAUAACCAAGUCUACACCUGAACAUAACUACUUUUUAUUUUCUUCCUAUGUUUGUAAUUUUGACUGGAAACUGGUAAUUAGUUUAAAAACUUGCACAGCUCACAUUUUAUGAAUGAACACCUUUGUACUUUUGUGUAUCAUUGCACAUUGAAAUGUAACUGUGUGAUGACACUGGACUAACAGGUUAUUCAUCAUUUUACAAAUGAUAUUUAAAUAAUAAUUUAUAAGACAUUUUAUAUAUAACUUAAUAAUAGAAGUUUUAUUAAUAAUCAAUUGUAUAUGGGUAUUAAAGUGAAUUUUUAUAGAUUAUUGUACUUUUUAUAUUUUUUAUUUUGGUCUUAUAUGUGUGGUUGUGCGUUACUCAUCACUUGUUCUCAAAGUAUUCUUUAAUGUAAUUGACAAACUGGAAAAUGUCCAGGUUAUGUGAAUAAUCCUAUUAAUGAUGAUUCCAUUUAUAUAAUAGCAAAUAUUCUUAUUCCAGUAGCACCUAAAUUAUUAAGUUAUAAAACAUGCCCUAGUUUGCUUUUCUUAAGUUAUUUGCACAUUAUACACAUUUCUGUGUGAAUGGACUUCACACAUGACCAUAGCACAUGUAUUGUGGAGGAUAUGCAUUUAUGACAGCACCUACAUUAUUUCUGUAUUAAUUUGUGCAUAUUGGGCCUGGUAUGUCACAUCCAAGUUUCUCCAAGCACUCAAUUCACUUACUGAGUGCACUCAUAACUGUGAUCACUUAUGCUGUGGAGGUGUCUCCACUUCGACACAUGACAUAAGAAUUAACUGUAAGGUGGCAUGUAAAAUUUAUUUAUGGGCUUAAAGGACCAGGCUCUGCCACACCAAAUCAGGAAGCCUGAUCAUUUAAAGGGACACUAUAGUCACCUGAACAACUACAGCUUAAUGUAGUUGUUCAGGUGAGAUCUAUACCUCCCUGCAGGCAAUCUAAUGUAAACACUGUAUUUUCAAAUGUUUACAGUCAGCUUGCGCCCGCGCACAUGCGCGGUAGUGCCCUCAGGACUUAAACAGAUCCUGCUUGACCCUCAAUACAGAGCCUCGUCUCGUACUUGGGGGGGAUAAUUUGUAUGAUUGUUGUUCAGCGCUUAGGAGUGUUCGGUAACUGACUUCACAUUCGGGAAAAAUAAACACUUUGGCGACGUUAACCCCUUCACCUACUCGGGGUGCCGUUACAAAGCCCAUCUGUGUUUAAUAUGUAAUUUUUAUUAAAACCUUUGGUCUUUCUAAAGUCAAAUUUCAGUAGGGGGAAGAGAGUGGCCUACAAUAAGAUCCUUGUGAAAUAUGGGAUCACCAUAUAAUGUAGUAAUCUACAGAUUGUUGUGGAGACACAUUUUUGAGAGAUACACAAUUUGUCACGGUGCCAGCUUGUAAAGCUAUUUUAGAUGACUACUUUGCUAGCUUCAAGUGAACAUUCAAUUAUCCCACAAAAAUUAAACUAAAUGGUUCACCAUUGGGGAAAAAAAAUUAAAAUAAAAAAUACACAUUUAAGUUUGGGAUAUGUUUUGUCAGUUACUAUGUGGUUCUGGUGUAUUCAGGAAAAGUGUCCUUCAAACGGUACAUCAAAAAAAGGUACUUAUCGUCAACUUACUUUUUCUCAGUAGGAGAUUCUGUUGGGAUACACCAAACUACUCCCAUAGCAAAUUACACAAUAGCUUGUCUAUAUUUACUACUAGCUGCUUAGUUGCGGAGUGGCGAAAACCUGACUGCACUUUUGUAGUCUGAAAUAUACUAAAAAAAAAAAAAAAAGUAACACCCUAACAAAAGUGUUAUCUAUGUUACAAGAUCUUCCUAUUAUACUACCAAAAACCUUCUUUACCACCAGACAUACAUUUACAGAAUAUAUGGCAAAACAAACAUCUGCGACUAGCUUUCAGUACCCUCACACGUCAUAAGCUCUGUGGGGGGCUAGGUCUACCUGACGUUGAAACCUAUUAUAGAGCUGUACUACUAACGAGGAUAUAUGAAUGGGCGGACCCAUCAACACACAAGAAAUGGGUACAUUUAGAAAACAACAGGUUCACAACACCACUAUACACCGUGCCAUGGCAUAAACAUGGACAGACACUUCUCCAUCCUAAAAAGCGAAACCACCAAACAAUAAUACCGACUCAAAUUAGGCAUUCCCCUCCUAUAUCCCCACACCCGUCCCCGCUCUAUCCAUUAACACAGAACCAUCUCUCUCCCCGGGCCUUAGAGCAGUCACAUUUCGUCCAACCCGCAACUCACAGUAUCUCACUCUAGGCACAACCUUAGAAGCCAAUGCCUUUAAAACCGCUAUCACACUUAGCGCAUACCGAACCUCUGACUCCGCUAGAAUUCUUUUUCUACAACCAACUCUCACUCUUUAAUCACACUGAGGCACAUCUAUUGGCAGGCGACCGCCUUCUCACUAUAUUCGAAAACAAAGUACCCCUCUAUCUUCUUUGAAUUUCUACAAUAUGAACACAAAACCUCACAACCUACAUUUACAACCUCUUGGGCCAAUGACCUGCAGAUCACUGACAACUGCGAAAUAAACCACCAUUUUCGUACAAAUACACAACACCACCAUUAGUUGUAAUAUUAUGCAAGCAAACUAAGAAUAUCUCGCUGGCAUUACUCACCUGACAAGCUCCACACAUUAUUCACAACUGCUACCGAUGUAUGUUGGAGAUGCUGCCAAGGGAGAGGUACAUCUGCAAAUAUAUGGUUGUCAUGCCCCAUUAUCCAAGAAUACUGAAAACGAAUACCCCUAAUUGUACACAGUGCAACGGAUAUACGCAUCCCUUGCACAGCAAAGAUGAUGCUAUUCCUUCUUUAAAAAAAAAAAAAAAUACAAUGUGUGCUGGCACUCAAUUACAUCUAGGUGCAGGUAUUCGAGGUUAAACCCAAAACAACCUCCUAAUCACAAUCAUAAAUAAAUAUGAAUACCGCACUCUAUUUAGUGAUAAAUACAUAUAACACUUGUUGUUAUUGCUGAAAU
Messenger RNA from Pelobates cultripes (western spadefoot toad), 44010 nucleotides. The record is from the annotation of a GenBank genome assembly. Lineage: Eukaryota; Metazoa; Chordata; Amphibia; Anura; Pelobatidae.